AUGGCCUGGGCCCUGGACAUCUUGGUCGUUUAUCAACGUCCAAUGAGCUGGCAAAGCUCUCCAACCAAAACCUCCGACGAGGCGCCGGUUUCCCAGAGCCCACCGCCACAAACAGCCGCCCAGGUCCGUCAUGCUGUUUGGGACAAGCUUGAUCACACCCUUAAAACCCUCCCCACAAGACACACAUUGCUGCUCCUAGGAGAUUUUAACACGCCACUUGCUGCCCAUCCGCGUGCAGGUCGCAUUGUUACCAAAUGGACCGGCCGCCUCCCUGCCGAUGCCCCCAGACUUGCCCGCCUCCUUGAUGACCACGACCUCCUGCACCUCAACUCCUGGUCCCGGCGCGCGGGACACACCUAUGUCUGCGGUGACCAGCGAAGUCUUAUCGAUCAUGUGCUGACUCGCUCUACGCAGGCCCACCCCCUGGCACGGCAGACGGGCCGGGACCCUAUGACCAUAGCAGCAUGGAGAGCCGGUGGCAGGCAUGUACCACUUAGUGGCAUCCUCCCUUUAACCCGGUUUGCAUCCCUAAACAAGGCCCCGACAGUGCGUCCACGCUCCUGGAACAAAGAGGACCUCAUGCAGCUCCUCUCGGAACCGCAGUGUCCCCAAGCAAUCCAGCUGCGACGAACGGUGCACCACGACAUCCAAAACUGUCGGUCUGUUCAGGAAAUCAAUGACUGCCUCACCUCUGCCCUGCAGCUGCACUUGCCACCACGCGCUGGUAGCACGAGGCUAGCCCCUUGGCAGUCACCGGCUAUGCAAGGAGGCAUCCGUGCCAUGUGGACCCACUAUCGACAGUGGCGUCAGGCGGCCAGCCGCCAAACCUCCACGAUUUGGAGGGCCUGGUUUCACUACGCCAAAUUCCAGAAGGCCCACAGGGACUUUCGUCGUGCUGGCCGGCUUGCCAAACAUGCCUGGUACUCUGACAGGCUUCACGAGCUCGGCAUGCAUGCCCGUCGACAUAAUAUCCGUGCGCUCUACCAGGGAGUCCGGCAGCUAGCACCCAAGAAACGGUAUACUCAGGCACAGCUUCGAGCCCCGGAUGGAGGACUCAUCUCUCCGGAGAAGCAGGCCCACCUGCUCUCUGCCCAUCUGCGCAGUAGCUACACUGGCCAAUUCUGCCAGCCCGAACGAGCUGAAACUAUGCCCAGUCUCAACAUGGACACUGCUGCGCUGUCCAGUGCGUUGGCAGGCCUCUCAGUGCAUAAGGCUGUUCCGGAGCAUCUGGCACCCAUAGCUGCCUGGCGUCUCUGCUCGGAGGAGGUGAUGCCGAAACUAUCUGAGCUCGUCAAUGACCUUACGACCAUUGAUGAGCUAUGGCAUGCGGCCUGGCUCGCGCUCAUUCCCAAAGUCACGAGACCAACCCUUCCGAAGCACCUCAGGCCCAUAGGGGUCACGGAAGUCUCAGGUCGCAUUGUCUCCAAGAUCCUCCAAAAUCGACUAAGGCCUUUCGUUCUUGAAUAUUUGAAGGAUCUACCUCAAUUCGCUUAUGUUCCGGGCCGAGGUACUCUCGACUCGGUUCUUCGCGUGCAGGCACACUGUCAGGCUGUGAUUGAUUCAUGCAUGUCCGCGGACUGGACAACUCGCGAGGCUAGAGCUGGAAUACCAAAGCCACAGGCCACCGCUGGAGGCCUGCAGCUAUCACUUGACCUCAGCUCAGCCUUCGACCACAUGGAAUGGAUACACAUAGCCACUGCACUUGAUGACGCAUCUGUACCCCUUGAACUCCAAGCCCACGUUUUGGAAUGGUAUCGAGAUAUCAAGUAUGUCCUUACGGUGCAAGGCCAGACUGUCGAUAUCUCUGCUAGUCGAGGCCUGAAACAAGGUUGUCUUAUUGCUCCACUCAUAUGGUCUCUUGUCACCGGUCGCUUCCUCUAUGAGCUUGCUCUCUGUGCAGAUCCUCUGUGGGUGACAACCGAUGUUACAACAUACGCUGAUGACUUCCACGCCGGGAGCCAGAUCAGUUCAUAUGCCGAGCUCUGUCGUCUUGAAGUACGCCUAGGUCAGCUUCUUGAUAUCCUCUGCGUUGCCGGCCUCACGGUGAAUGCUCAAAAAUCAGCGGUCCUCUUCCUCUUCCGGGGCACCUUUGCCUCCAAAUGGCUUAAGCAGCACCUGCGAACCACACCUGACGGGCAAGUCAUGCGUCUACGUACCCCGACAGGCCGGCUGUUUGAGUUUCCAGUUGUGGAGGUUCACACUUAUUUAGGGGUCCGGAUAAGCUAUAAGAACCCACGACUUGCCACCCUGCAGCAUCGUGUUCAGCUUGUACAAGCCGAAUGGUCCAGACUUCGGAAAGUGGUGUGCUCCAAACGAGGCCUCUUCCUUAAGGACCGAAUUAACAUUUGGCGAGCAAGCAUACCACCCAUGCUCACCUACGGACUGGCUGCCACGGGUCUACCAGCAGGUGGUCUCAGCCAACUUCGCACUCUGUAUCUUCGACAGCUCCGUGCCAUCCUCAGAUCCCCGGCGCAUCUCCAUCGUGUCAGCAACGAGGAAAUCCUUCGUAAGGCCGGUGUGCCUGAUAUCGCUGAGAUUGUUGAGAGAGACCUGGCACGCUUGCAGGCCAAUCUUCAGCAACUGCAGGUGGAAGAUUCCUCUCUCCUUGCACCCCAAGUGCUGCGCUUUGCUGAAGGCCUUCAGCUCUCACUAACUUCGCAACCGCCCCCGCGCGACCACGCGCCAGGUACAAGAGAGUGUGAACCAGAGGCCAUUCUGGAAUGCCGCUACUGUGGAGAGACCUUCUCCACCUACCACCUUCGGAGAGCUCAUGAGGCCAGGAAACACCAGGCCCGCACACCCAAGCAGGCAGUGCACACGUUUGACCGCUUCAAGCACAGCAUAGACGGAAUGCCUACAUGUAGUCUGUGCAAAUACCCGUUCAGGAAGUGGAGCAACCUCCGAAACCACAUUGCCAAAGGCCAGUGUCCCUUCCUCUGCUCCCACCAAAUAGGGACCGAUACCACCGGACCUCAACUGGACUCAACCACUCGGAGUGGUACGGACCUCGGCUCUGGACCGGUAACCCAUCCACCCCCACCUGAUAAUGCUGCUACCGUUCCCGAGACCCCCGUGCUGCCCCUGAUCCUUAGGCCGCACAUCGUGACCAUCCUGCGCACGCAGCACUGGCAUGCUUUACUUCAACUACCCGAGUUGCAGCUUGAGCUCACUCACCACUGCCCCUUGUGUCGACAAUGGUGUGUGGAUACCGCAGCAGUGAAGCGCCACAUGACAAUCCAACAUGCGGAGUGGACCGAGAAGUUUCCCAAGGAGGCCCUGGAGAUGACCGCACAGGAGAGACUCUUCUUCGGGGGAGUCUGUCCAUCGCUCCAGUCCAAGAGGGAACGGGAGGAAGGCCCCUCGGAGAAACGACCACGGACUGCAGACGCUCUGGCCUCCUUUCAGUCGUCGGCGGCUGCGCAAAUGCCACAGGCACCGAAGGGCAAAGGGAAAGGCAAGAACAAGGGCAAAGCAGCUGCAAAGGGUCAAUGGGGAGGCUGGAAUCGACAGUCAACCACCUGGGGCCAGGACCACUGGCCCGCGGGACAGGGAGCGUGGAGCACACCAUGGACUUCGGAGUACGGUCUGCCGGACAUGGUCCAAAAGCUCACAUCCUUGGCGAUCAAACACGAAUAUGCCAUCAACAGCAUGAUGCAGGACCACACGUUAUACCUAUUCGUGAAGCCAGGGGACGAGGGGCUGCUUCCGAUUCUGUUUGCCACAUCGGAGAAAUGGAAUGCUACCCAGCAGACGGAUCCGUCCCAGAUCACGGAACCGCUGCGCCUGGUCAUGAUGAAGGCGUUCCUUAUCGAGCUGGGGCAAAGGUUGAAGGCCACGAAAGAUCAACCGGAAUCCAUGCAGAAAGCCAAGGAACUGGGCUGGCUGACGGAACAAGGCCAGUGGAAGACUCUGGUCUGGGACCCGACGGCACAGGAUCUCCGCGAGAAACAGGGAGGAAAGCUACACGUGACGGACGACUUGAUCGGCCAAUCAGUGGAGCUUCGCAAACUCAUCACGGACGAGACUCUGUUUCGGUUUCAGUCACUUCGGGGACUAAGCCGGGCUCCGCAGACGGCAUGGGUCCAGCUAGCGAUCGAAAUCAGUGUCCGGGAUAUGGGGAAGGAUGCCGUCUUCGCAGGGAACGCGGAGGCCUGUCCCAACAGGCCAGAACACUUCGCGGGUGGUGACGAGGCCUGGACGUGCUUCGCUUGCACAUAA
Symbiodinium sp. CCMP2592 is the source of this 4218-nucleotide messenger RNA. The record is from the annotation of a GenBank genome assembly. Lineage: Eukaryota; Dinophyceae; Suessiales; Symbiodiniaceae.